This is a messenger RNA of Symbiodinium sp. CCMP2592, 1614 nucleotides long. NCBI's taxonomy places the organism in Eukaryota, Dinophyceae, Suessiales, Symbiodiniaceae. The record is from the annotation of a GenBank genome assembly.
AUGUCGUGCAAACCCACUCGCUUGUUAUCCAAUUUGCCCGGGGCAUUGGACUUUGGGAUACAGAUGCCAUGUUUCAAUGAUGACGGGGAUUACGUGGGACCGCUCUUGCGGUGCCCGCAUACACAUGCAGAUCGAGCAUGCGGCUUUCAUGAUGGCGCUUGGAAAUCGGCCGCCACGGCGGCUUAUCCUUCGGACUUCGCUGCUUUCUUCGCCCGUCUCUCUUUGAGUGUGGUGCCUGAGCUGAGGGCCGUGGCUGAUUCCGACCUGAUCCCGGCCAACAUCCCUUCGUCAGCCGAGGCCUUUGCCACAGAGUGCAUCGCACGCGGUUCUUUCGAUCGCGCUUCAGUUCAGAUUCUUUUCGACUUGCUUCCUAAGACUCGGCCUCACAAGAUCACAGGCAGCGCAGAACCUGGCACCGCUUUCUUUGGAGGCACUGUACAUCAGGAGGGCCUCACCGCACCGCGGUCCACUUGUUAUACAUUCCCCGAGUCCAUGCGUGUGAUCAAUGCUUUUCUUCAUUCGGUGGACCCGCACCACCGGUAUGCUGCUUUCGUUCUCACAAAGAACGUUAGCAGUGAGGUUCAUCGUGAUCCGCGGAACGCAGCCGCAGCAGUGCCCAACAUGAUUGUGGCAAUUUCCUCAUUUUCUGAUGGUGGCAUUUGGAUACAGGAUGACUCAGGUACCCAGGUGCGAUCCUUUCAUGGCUCGCCCGUCACAGGCACUGUACACUCCUUACAGGACGGGCCCGUCUACUUGGAUGCCCGUGGAUGUUUGCAUGCUACCCAACCUUGGGUUGGGGAUCGCCUCAUUGCCAUUGCAUACACCCCUCAGAACUUGCACCUGCUCUCCGCUGAAGACUCUGCUUUUCUGGCUUCAUUGGGCUUUCCUGUCUUGGAUUCCUCUCCUGCGGGGGGGGAGGCACCAGCGGAAUCUUUCGUUUCCUCAGGCAACUCCACCUUGGCUGCAGCAGUGCCGGCGAUAGACAACUCAGGCACUGGAGACGCUCAGGAGGUAGUGGUGAUCGAUCAUGAGGAGUCGGCCAGGGAAGCUUUUGACCCCAAGACCAGUCGCGCUUUCGGGCAGCCCAUGAUCUGCAAGUCUGAAAUGGGCAAGCAAGAGUUUGUGGACGGCUUUGGGUUGUGCUCGCCUGGCCGUUGGGCUCCCGAGGCGAGAGAGAAGUUGGCGUCGAGUGAUGAGGUUGCACAUGCGGAGGAAAUUCGCGGACUGCUAAGAGACUUUGUGAUUGAUCAGCUGAAAGACCCCAAGGACAUGGCGUUCCGUCUCGCGACGGGCCAUGUGAAGAAUUCUCCUUUCGCGGAGCCUGCCUUGCAGAAGUUGAGGCAGAGGAUCGUCGAUUUGAUCCCAGGGGCGUCUUCAGACCUGCCCAGAGAUGAGAACACUUUGUCGGAUGCCAUUACCAACCACGACUUUUCGAGUUUCUGCCCGGAGCUGAGGGUUCCUUUGAAGCUGGACGAUCUGCCGCUUGACAUUUUCCUUCGCAUGGUCCACUCCAGGAGUGCUUUCUUGGAUUCGCGUGUCAGCUUGCAGCGAUUGGUCUCGAGGGAGUCGGCGAUGUCUCGCCGGGAGAAGGAGACGAGCAAAACACCUUGGUGA